Messenger RNA from Xenia sp. Carnegie-2017, 2098 nucleotides. RefSeq names its product putative defense protein 1. NCBI's taxonomy places the organism in Eukaryota, Metazoa, Cnidaria, Anthozoa, Malacalcyonacea, Xeniidae. The coding region runs from base 138 to 755 and encodes 205 amino acids. Gene Ontology annotation, molecular function: oxidoreductase activity, acting on metal ions. The record is from RefSeq and is a predicted model, not a curated record. The transcript is spliced from 7 exons.
GCACCAUAAUUACCUUAGAGGCAAUCUGUGGUAAAUACAUAAGAUGGCAAUGUAAAUAACAUCUUCAUAAGCGUAUUUUAACUUGAUUUCGAAGUGAAUGAAUCUACAAUCGACUAAUCUUUUUAAUACAGUAAACAAUGAAAGUGUUCGAAGCAUUGGAGAUUUUGUGCGGCGUAUUGAUGAUAGUAAAACAUGGAUUUGCGACACCCGGAGGUGCUCCUCGUACGACUUGUCGUUUGAUGAGCUUUGGUCACAGCAAGGAGAAUGGUGACCUCAUUCCUAGACAGAAAAAACACACUUCUCCAUAUGAAAUAAGGGCUGAAGUUGUCGACAGCGCCGUUCGUCUGUUCAUUGAAGGAAUAGUUCGAGGAUUUCUCAUACAAGUCCGUCAAAACAGUUCAGGUCCUGCUUUAGGGAAAUUCACGCUGACUGACGGAAACAAUUCGAUCGCUCAAUACCAGAACUGUUCACACGAAAAGUAUCCAAUUCAUGCGAGCAUAACAAAUCGAAAUUACAACCCAAAGACAAAUCUCACAUUCUUAUGGCAUCCAGUGGAAAAGAGUGGCCAAAAUAUCAGCGUGAAAUUCUAUGCUACGCUCGCAGAAACUUAUGAAUUAUUUUGGGUGAAGCUGGAAAGUAACCCAAUCAAUCCUUCGGACAUUUCGGGUUACGGCGUCACGGGUUACGGCGUCACGGUACGACCUUCCAUUUUCCUUUGGAUAAGUACCUCUCUCCUAAUUUUCCUGUCUAUGUGACAAAGACAAAUCUACCUUGAAAAUAAAAUGAGAUGCGUAGGCUCUCAGACAAGCGGAAUUCCAGUUAUUUUCCUACGGGAAAUGCAGAAAAAUUUUUUAAAUUUUUCAAUAUUUAAAUAUUACUAAUUCAGUUGUUUCGUAAUUAUCAAUGGUUGUUAACUUUACGAACUAUACUUGCAUUCCACAGAAGUAGAAAGUUUUCAAUUAAGAGUCAAUAGCAUCGUUUAAAUUGCAUAUGAAAAGGUCACGACGACCCCCUACUUGAACGCAUCAUUACGUGUAGCCUAAUAAGGGAGUAACGCCGCACGGAAGAGCAAAACAAGGAAAUCCUGAAAUAAUUUAUUAUUCUUUGAAGUUGUCGAUAUUUACUAUGUGAUCUUAUUGAAUAUAAUUAUACGGUUGUUGAUUUGAUUACCGACAGGCACUAUUUUGUACUCCGUUCAUUUGUAUAUACGAAGCACAUCAUAGAUUGAAAACAAACAAUUGAAGAGUACGGUUAAGUAUUCGUAAUGGAAACUUUUCUUUGUCGAACGUCCCCAUCUUCAAGGCUCGUUUUCUACUAUCUAUGCGCGUUCAUGUCAAGCUUGAAGUUCGCGUUAAGUCGUCCUGAUGGAGCCUCGCCUUUGAGUUGCUGGAGUAUGAGACCUGGCCAUUUCGAUAUUAAUGGAGAUAUCGUUGAAAGUCGGCAAGAUGUUAGUCCAUACACAAUAACAGCGACAUGGGAAAGAAAUUUAACAAUGAUUCACAUUUCAGUCAUUGGCGAUUCUAUACAAGGAUUUCUCAUGCAAGCGAGAUUAAAUUUAACCGAACCAGCCGUUGGAAAGUUUGUUAGCGUAACUGGAAAUACUUCUGCUAAGUUUCAAGAUUGUUCGCAAGAACCAGAGUUUGGGAAUUAUUCAAGUGUGACUCAUAGGAGUCCAACUCCCAAGCAAAGACUGGAUUUCUAUUGGCAACCAACCGCAGACAUUAGCAAGAACAGAUCGAUCACAUUCUUUGCAACAUUAGCAAAAGACAAGGCAAACUUCUGGGUUUCCCAGAAAAGUAACUCGGUGCCACUGAUAAUGCAUAGUCCAGAAAACAGUCCAACUCCAGAAAACAGUCCAACAAGCUGUGGAUUUUUAUUGCAAAGCUUUGCGAGUUAUUCAUUCUUGAUGUCACUUAUUUUUAUUGUUGUUGACAAUUGUACAUGAAAUCGUGAAGAGCUGUGUUUUUGAGAGGAGUAUACCAUCAAGUCAUUGUCAUCGAUUGUAUUUAUGUUUAUCGAACUAAUAUACUUUAUUUAUAGUAUUAACAUAAAUGGUUAAGAAAUAAAUACGCAUUGCGUACAUGCAGGUAGCUCGUAA